Myripristis murdjan (pinecone soldierfish) is the source of this 1015-nucleotide messenger RNA. RefSeq names its product B-cell receptor CD22-like. The coding region runs from base 50 to 1015 and encodes 321 amino acids. The transcript is spliced from 4 exons. The record is from RefSeq and is a predicted model, not a curated record. Lineage: Eukaryota; Metazoa; Chordata; Actinopteri; Holocentriformes; Holocentridae.
UACCAGAGUUGUAAGAACACUGUGGUUUACAAACAACGAUGAUGAACCCAUGGAUCUGAGAUUAGACUCAGAUUACACAGGUCGUGUGGAGUAUGACACAUGGAUUGAUGGUUAUAGGACGCACUGCAGACUGAGAAUCAGUGACCUGAGAGAGAGUGACUCAGCUGUGUACAAGUUCAGGUUCAUAACAAACCAACCAGGAGGAGAAUCCUCUGGCGAACCUGGAGUCUCCUUAACUGUCACAGAUUUGCAGGUGAAGAUGAUCAGAUCAUCAACCUACCAGUCUUCUAUCUGGGCAGAGCUGAAGUGUCACACUCUCUGCAGGCUCACUGGUCAUUCUUCCUACAUCUGGUACAAGAAUGGAGAGCAAAAAGGAUUCUCUUCCUCUUAUAAAGACUACAUUUAUCCAGAAGACAGCUACUCCUGUGCUGUGAGAGGACGCGAGCGUUUCCGCUCUCCUUCAGUGUAUGCUCCGAAGGUUCCCUCAGUGUCGGUGAGGCCCUCUGGUGAAAUAGAGGAGGGCAGUUCAGUGACUCUGACCUGCAGCAGUGAUGCUAACCCAGCAGCUACUUAUACCUGGUACAAGAAGAAUGGAAAUCCAGACCAGGAAGCUUUGAGGACAGGACCACAGCUGAACUUUGUUUCCAUCCAGUCCUCUGACUCUGGAGAGUUUUACUGCACAGCACAGAAUGAGCUGGGAGAGAACACAUCUGACUCCACCUCUAUUGAUGUGAAAUAUGCUCCGAAGGUUCCCUCAGUGUCGGUGAGUCCCUCUGGUGAAAUAGUGGAGGGCAGUUCAGUGACUCUGACCUGCAGCAGUGAUGCUAACCCAGCAGCUACUUAUACCUGGUACAAGAAGAAUGGAAAUCCAGACCAGGAACCUUUCAGGACAGGACCACAGCUGGACUUUGUUUCCAUCCAGUCCUCUGACUCUGGAGAGUUUUACUGCACAGUGCAGAAUGAGCUGGGAGCAAAAAGAUCUUACUGUAUCUCUCUUGAUGUGAAAUGUGAGUGA